AUGGACAAAAAAAUGUUUAAAAGAUACACAAAUCACAGCUCGGAAAUUCUACCUAUAAAAAUUGCCGUCCCAAAACUUUAUAAUACUGCGGAAAGUCUUGACGGAUUGAUCAAUUAUGUACGAUGGAUGAUUGUAGAGAACAGUAAAGGUUCCAAGAUGCCGAAUACGGAUAUGAUAUCCGGUUUGAGUGGCGUGGAUGCUAUCGUGCUCUAG
Messenger RNA from Plasmopara halstedii, 213 nucleotides. RefSeq lists its product as uncharacterized. Bases 1 to 213 code for a protein of 70 amino acids. The transcript is spliced from 2 exons. The record is from RefSeq and is a predicted model, not a curated record. Lineage: Eukaryota; Oomycota; Peronosporomycetes; Peronosporales; Peronosporaceae.